AUGCGCCUUCCUUUGAUCGAAAUAUUCUCCAACCGAAAGUACCUCCUUGAUGCGACUGGGAAUUGGCGCAAGUACUCGUGGGAACGCGAAGAAAACGAACAAUUGCUUGAUUCUCUCCAAUGCAUCGGCUCUGCUUACGACAAGCUGCAGCUUGGAUUUACAAUGAUUUCGACCAAGCAGAACGAGGGCGAACGAAGCAGAGAGCUGGGCCCCAACGCUGUAAUGUACGCUGUCCACGAUGGCCAGCAGCGGUUCGUGUCUAUCAACCUUUUGCUUGCUGCAAUUCGUGACAAAUGCCGACGCGCCCACUCUGAUGGGCCCGACUCCACUGCUCAUAAUUCUUGGAACGCCAUUGCACCCGGACUUGUCGGGAGCAGGACUCGUGGAAGUCGAGUUUCGCGUAUUCAAAACGGGAGUCGCUGCCUUGAAGAGUUGUUGCUGGCACCGGAACCAGUCAACACGGACAGGCUCAACGCCCUGGUAAAGAGCUCUUCUGACACAAAAAUUGUGGCCGCGUUUGAGUUUUACAAAGACAAGGUCGAAGAAAUGAAGCCGCGCGAAAUCGAAGGUCUCUAUGCGAAGCUCGUGAACUCCACGUACCUGUUCGUGAUGAUUUUUGACGACCCAGAAAUCCCAACACAGCUUCUGUUGUCCACUACCCACGGAAAGAACUUUGAGAACGUUGACCUGUUCAAAGGCUAUGCUUGCUUCGAUCGAGUUAAGUCGGAAGAAAGGCAACUGGAGGCCAGUGAAGCAUGGGAAAAGCUUUGCGAAUGUACAAGUCGAAAGCUGGUGGAGGACGCUUGCGUACUGACAGCCGAGAUGAUGCUUGGCAAGGUUAGGCCAAGUGAUAAAGGGCGGCACCUGUCCUUCUUCAAGGACUUCUUUGUCGACUUUAUACGCGAGCAUCCUGAAGUUGACGGAUUGCAGAUUUUCGAAAGGGUGCUGCGCCCUGCAGUAGAGCACCUCCAUAAAUUUCGCGGCAAACCAAAAGCAAAACUGUCAAAGGGUGCUUAUGAGCUAGCCGUAUCGUUUCGAUUUCUGCAGGAAGCCUCCAAGUUGAGCACAAUUACCAAGGGAAUUGAAGUCCUUGUGAUGAAGGGUCUUGUGAACUAUAAGAUGCCGUCUCCGGAGCUCACUUUGUUCUUGAAGCGCGUGGAGAUCGUCGUUCUUUGGUUGCUCUUUGCAAAGCCCUCCCUCAAGGAAAGACGAGAGUGCACGAUUAAGAUCCUGAAGCUACCCUUGGAACCGAAAUCCUUUAUUAGAUCUAUGUCGAAUGAAUGGAUACCCGACGAAGGGAAGAAAGCAAUCGUUCAGGCCAUGAGCUCCGUCAACGAAGCCACCGGAAGCGCAAAGAAGGGGAACAAGGGUCGACUGCCUUUCGACGAACCCCCGUCCAUUGUAGCGUUGGUCAGUGCCAAAGGAUCCAAGGUUUCAAGUGCUCCUUGUUUCGGGAAUCUUGUGUUUGCGGAGAAGAAACUAUCUGCUGGUACUCGUAUGGGGUUGCACGCUUGUGACUACAAGCGCUUGAAGGAUUCCGUCUUUCCUUUCACCAAGUUUAUAUCCAGUGGGUACAGCGAGUGGACCGAAGAGACCAUCCAGCAGAAUCAAAACAGGCUUGUGGGAGAAGUGAAGGACCUGUGGGGACUUGGCGGCGGUGAUGGCGGGGGUAACAAGAAACGAAAGCGCCGUUCAAGUCCCUGUGUCUCCGGGAAGCAUGUGGCGGUUUAG
This is a messenger RNA of Seminavis robusta, 1731 nucleotides long. Lineage: Eukaryota; Bacillariophyta; Bacillariophyceae; Naviculales; Naviculaceae. The record is from the annotation of a GenBank genome assembly.